AUGUCUUCCGCUCAAGAUGCCAACGAUGCUCUCGACCUUGUCUCUGACAAGAUUGCCCGGCUGAUCACCCAGUCGGAAAAGUUGAAGCAAGGUGAUGCAGCUGCCAAGUCAUUGGCACAUGAGAUUGCCAUAACUUUGGUUGGUGCAUUCGCCCAAUAUGGGAAUGCUGUGACUUCCUUUGCUCCAAGGCUUUUGUCUUGCGCAGUCGAGAUCCAGGACAACAGUAGUCUGAACGGUAAGCUGAGGGGUCUGCCCGACUGGACGCAGAUCUCGGAUGACGACCCUCACAUCCGGGUUCACCCCCUUUUUCACAAGACCGUCGGCUACACCCGCCCGGCUGGUCCAUCGACACAGGAGGCUCGCCUGGCUUCACCCGUCCCACCGGCUACCACAUCAACCCGAGAGGCGUCGAUGACCCUCUCCCCCAUCACUUCUCCCACACCCACACCAUCACCACCACCCGCCCCCGCCCCCAAACACAAUCUCUUUGUGCCGGGUACAAAGCGCAAGGCCUCGACUCCCGAUCCUGAACCUUCGGCACCGGAAGGAGAUGUCAUCAUGGUGGUACGUGCACCAUUGCCGAAGAAGCUCAAGAUGGAGCCGGCAGUCUGGAAGACCGCGACACCGCCGCCCUCGGUCAGCAAUGAAGAUUCUGCUGAGGACACACACCCCAUGCGCCUCUUCCUGACCCAAUGCGAGCGGUGUAUCAAGGACGACGUCCCUUGCACCGUGAUGCUGGGCAAGAAGAACGGUGAGGUCCGGAAGUGCUGUCGCAACUGCGAUGGCAAGAAGACCAAGUGCGUCCGUCUGUUCGCAGAGCAGCAGCGCCUUCUGUGGGCUGCCGUCGCCCUCAAAGGGGUUAAGGCUCCUGCUGCCGCAGAGAAGAAGGCCCAGAAUGGCACCCCAAAGAAUAACGCCCCACCUACCCAGGCACUCACUGCCGAAGAUGAUGCUGAUGCGGAGGGUGAUGAUGAUCCAGAACACGUCCCAGCCAUCAUGCUCCCGGCCCAGCCCGGUCCGGUACCAACCCCCACUGUCGACAAUGACGUCAAUGUCGACUUCGCUCCUCCCGACGAUCCUCCGACCCGCCCAAAUGUCCCCAAAGCCCGGCAGGACAUUGGCCCCAACCCAUCUGUCGCACAGCCAACGGCUCUUGAUACAGUGGCUCAAAAAACUGUCCACAUGUUUUCACAUUUUUCACUAUCUAUGAUAUUGUGGCUUCCAAUUGAGCCCUAUGGCGUGGGAAUUGGUCGAGAUAUGGUGGAGAUAUGA
Messenger RNA from Suillus paluster, 1272 nucleotides. RefSeq lists its product as uncharacterized. The transcript has 6 exons. The coding region runs from base 1 to 1272 and encodes 423 amino acids. Lineage: Eukaryota; Fungi; Basidiomycota; Agaricomycetes; Boletales; Suillaceae. The record is from RefSeq and is a predicted model, not a curated record.